AUGCCCGUGGGAUCUCUUUGUAUCAAGGGAGUCAACGUAACUGAGGAUGGCGUUAGUUUGUUUUCGGAGACUAUCGGACGCACUCUGGGUAUCUACUGCGGUGCACUGUCUGGAGCCAACAUCGCAGGGGAAAUCGCCAGGGAACUCUACUCAGAGACCACAAUUGCCUACGACCCACCCCAUAUGGACUCCAAAGCCCCUACUCCCAAAACCAUAUCCCCCUCCCCCUCAAUCGCCAACAUCCCUAACGUCGUCCACUUCGAGCACAGGGACUCCUCCGGUCAGUUCUCCAAAGUCAGACUCCAGGCCCUGCCAUCCGAAUACCCCCCAAUCGACCAGCGACUGAUCAAAACCCUUUUCCACCGCCCUUACUUCCACGUCCGCGUCGUAGGUGAUGUCGCCGGCGUCUCCCUCGGUGGCGCGCUGAAGAACAUCGUCGCGUUGGCCGCGGGAUUCGUAGACGGGAUGGAAUGGGGCGACAACGCCAAGGCCGCCAUCAUGCGCGUCGGGCUUCUGGAGAUGGUCAAAUUUGGAACCAAGUUCUUCUCCGCCUCGGUCAACUCGCAGACCUUUACGGAGGAAAGCUGUGGCGUUGCGGACCUGAUCACCAGCUGCAACGGGGGCAGGAAUCACCGCUGUGCCAAGCUGAGUAUCCAGCGCGGACUGAGCGUUGAGGAAGUGGAGAAGCAGGAGCUUAAUGGGCAGAUGUUGCAGGGGACGUUGACUGCGAGGGAGGUUAAUAUGUUUUUGAAGAAUAGAGGUUUGGAGGAUGAGUUUCCGUUGUUCACGGCUGUGUAUGGGAUUCUUAAAGGCGAGGUCCGCGUGGAGGAUCUGCCCGGCCUUAUUGAGCGGUGA
This is a messenger RNA of Paracoccidioides lutzii Pb01, 855 nucleotides long. RefSeq lists its product as hypothetical. The transcript has 2 exons. The record is from RefSeq and is a predicted model, not a curated record. Gene Ontology annotation, cellular component: glycerol-3-phosphate dehydrogenase (FAD) complex; cytosol; nucleus. Gene Ontology annotation, biological process: carbohydrate metabolic process; glycerol-3-phosphate catabolic process. Gene Ontology annotation, molecular function: glycerol-3-phosphate dehydrogenase [NAD(P)+] activity; NAD binding. The coding region runs from base 1 to 855 and encodes 284 amino acids.